Molecule: messenger RNA, 3421 nt
Organism: Pipistrellus kuhlii (Kuhl's pipistrelle)
Lineage: Eukaryota; Metazoa; Chordata; Mammalia; Chiroptera; Vespertilionidae
Gene: BCLAF3
Product: BCLAF1 and THRAP3 family member 3
Exons: 12
Coding region: 479-2407 (642 amino acids)
Biological process (GO): positive regulation of transcription by RNA polymerase II
Cellular component (GO): mediator complex
Molecular function (GO): transcription coregulator activity; DNA binding
Source: RefSeq, a predicted model, not a curated record
GGCGGCGGCGGGGAUGGCGGGGCGGCGGCUCGAACUCGAACUCGGGGCACCGCUCCCCUGACCCCACCUUAGGCCGUUGGGCCGGGGCCGCCCUAGGCUCAGAGACCCGGGCCCCUGCCGCCUCGGCCCCCGCGGGCUCGGCCAGGCCGUCGGGAGUGUCGUCGCGGGGCUGUGGGGGGCGGUGUCGGGGCGUCGGGGACGGUGCCCUUUUCUCGGACGCGCCCCGAACUCCUUGCCUUAGGGACCUGAGGAGAGGGGCCCCCCUUUGUCCAACCCCUGCGUUGACUUUUAAAACUUGGCUUUUCAGCAACGUGUCCGACAAUGGGCUCGUCUGGGCUUCUCUAGGGCGGUGGUCGGCAAACUCAGUCCUCAGAGCCACAGAUCUUUAUCACUGAUACCUAGAAAUUCUGAACACUCCAAGCAAAUAUGUUCUAAUGAGCCUUAUUGCUCCGACCAUAGGAAGGAUCUGUGGAUCAGAAUGAGCCACAAGAAACACGUCCAGAGUAAACCAAGGCUUCCUUCUCGUGAAGAUGCACAUUACCGAUGUUAUGAACAGAGAGCCCCUUCUCCAGACGCAAGAAGAAGCUCACCAGACGAUUUUUAUUCUAAUAAACUUUACCAAGCAUAUUCACCAAGAAGAAGAGACAGUAGCAGAUCUCAGUAUCCGUCCAGAUACUCAGAAGAUGUACACUACCAAGAGUAUGGCUGGGGUUAUCCUGAGAAAAUGCAAGGAGGGUAUCCUCCUUCUGAGCACAGAGUUAGAAGUGGAAAAGGAGGGCAAUCAUCGCAGAGGUCAAUGGCAGAUUCUUUGAGAUUGGAAGACAAGUGGCAUGAAGAUGAGUCGAGUCACCAGAGGAUGCAAGAUGAAAAACAUUGUCAGUCACUUAGAAGAGGCUUGGAAGAUUUUGAGAAACGGAGCGCUUUUCAGACAAGGUAUCUUGAAGAUCGCGAUUGCAGAAAAUAUAGACAGGCACCCGAAAGAUCUUUAGGCGAGAAGAGGUUUGAAAACAAUGACACUUCUAGAAACUCACACCGGAGAUCCAGGCAUAAUCCUUCACCUUACCAACAAAAGAAAGAGCCGUGGCACCUUCAACACCGAGCACAUAGAGCUCAUCAACAUGCCCACAGGAAGCCCCCAGAGGCCAGUUCAGUAACCAGGGACUAUCACCACGAACAUCAUAAGACCUCAGAUGAGGACCAGGGCUUUUCUGAUGGACGAACUGAGAAAUUCUCUAAGGAGAAAGACAGAAAAUGCCUUUCUCAAAUUGGCCUGGCAAAAAUACACCCCAGCUAUGUUAAUGCUAGAAGAGACAGAGAGACUGAAGAUGGGCAAGUCCAAGAAGCUUCUGAACCAUUUAAGAAUGACUAUACUCCCUCUACUGACUCAGAUAAAAGCAAUGUUAUUUUGAGACCCUAUAAUGGCAAACGGAAGAGGAAAAAGAACAGAGGAAGGGAUGGCAAAAGACAGAAGAACUCUUCCAGUAACCAAUUUGAUGAAACGAAACAUUCAUCUGCUAGUCUUCGGAAGAAAUCAAAAUCACUUAUAGUUAAAAUAGAUGUGAAGAAAACAGUAAAUACACCCAGCAUUCCUUUUAGCAUGACAGAGAGGCAGAUGUCACGUGAUCUGGUUGCUGUUGGCAGGAAAAGUGAGGACUUGGAUCCAGCCUUUGAACAACUUGACUCAACUCAGAAUACUGAAAACAAAGCUGCAGGAGAAUUUGCUCAGGAAAUCAUAACUGUAAUUCAUGAAAUUAAAGCAAAUCAUUUUCCAUCACCUGGCAUUACUCUCCAUGAGCGUUUCUCAAAAAUACAAGAUACACAAGCUACAGAAGGCGCAAAAGAAACUAAACCGACUUUAGAUCCAGAAAUGUGCAGGAAAAUAGACAUGUGUUUGGCCGAGCUUCGGAAUAAAAAUACGGUAUGUGGUUCAGAACAGACUCUGGUCAAAGUAAUAGAUCCAAAUGACCUACGACAUGACAUUGAAAGAAGGAGAAAGGAACGGUUACAGAAUGAAGAUGAGCACAGUUUUCACAUAGAUACUGCUGCAGAGAGGAAUAAUCAGUUUUCCUGCUUUCCAUCUCAUGCUGAUAGCUUCCAAUACCCUCAAAGUAUUAUACAGCCGAAUUUUAGAAAGUUUAUUCAGACUCCUUAUGUGGAUUAUACUAUGCAGAGAAAAGACAUUAUUCACUACGCAUUUCAAGUUCAGAGCAACCCUCAAAACAUGAGAGGCUUUAGACCUCCUAAGAACUACUUUAGAGGUGGCAGACUGCAGCCCCAUUAUAAAUCAGGCCUAGUAAAGAAGAGCUUGAACAUUCAGGCUAAAUAUCAGCGUUUACGGUAUGCUGGUUCAAAGGGAUUUUUCACUAAUAAAUUCAGAGAAAGAUUGCUGAGGAGGAAAAAGUUUUAAUAUUAUAGGAUCCUAGUAAAAGAAAUAUGCAGGCAUUGCCGCAGAAGUCUAAAGGGGAAUUUGUCGCAAAUGGAAUCAACACUACAGGACAUUUGACACUAAAGCACUAAUACUGUAACUUUCUUGAUAAAAUAAAUUUUUCUGUAGUGGAUUGCUGCAAUUUUUGUACACUUACUUGCUUUUAAAGUACAGUAUUUAAUUGAAAAGCUGUAUUAACUAGUUUCUUUAGCAAAAAAUUUCAAAAGGGCAUUCUUUGUUGAAUUUUUCUCUGAAUAUGGUUUCAUAGGGAACUUAACUGAGUUAUAUUCAAAUGUUUAUAUAUUGAAAGUUUUACAUAUGUAAUAAAAAACAAAAGUAUCUGAAUUGUAUAGACUCUAUACAUGAAAGGACUUUUAACAGUGGCCUUAUGGUAGCAAAUUUUAUACAAGAUAUUUUUUCCUGGUGAUAUUUUGACUUAUAACUUGAAGUUUUCUUAAGUGUCUGAAGCUCAAGGCCUUUAUAUUGUAAUUCAUACAUUUCAUAUUAUGGUCUAAGAAGGCAAGAGAAAAGGUGCUUCCAAAUAUUCCAUCAGGUAGUUAUGAGUGCACUGAACUUUUAGCAAUUGGUUCAUUCAGUUUUUUUCCAUAACUGUUUGCUGUUUUAGGAUUUUAAAAUGCUAUUGUGGAAAAUAUGUGAAGAUUUUGUAAUCUAUAUUCCACAUUACUUUCCCUCAGGGCAAGCUUGUGCAUAUCAUAUUUUUAAAGGCUUUUAAAAAAUUUGACAAAGUCUCAUAUUUGGAAAUUGUACUUUACUACUACAGCAUUACACAUUUUGUAAGCACAUUUUAUAAAAUGUUUAAGUUCAGUUGUAUCAAAUAUCUACUAUGUAUAAGAAUGGUUGGGAAUAUAAAUGAUAUUUUAGGCUUUAAUAUCAUUUCUUUAUGUUUUCUGUGUUCUGCUUAUUAUUACCUCUACAUUCCCAAUUGAAUUUUGUGAAAUGUUUAUUGGUAUCAAAAUAAACCAUUGUUGUUCCUUA